CUUGGCAACGGAUCUACCGCUGAGCUAGCAAGCAACAUGGGACCCCGAGUGGAACCUCCAAACAGCGGGCGCUCGCCCACAGCGAGCAAGAGGCGCAUGAAGAAGUUCCGUGACGUUGUGUCCCCGUUGGACCCGGCGGAUGCGCGCUCCGGUGUGCACAGCUCCGAGUUCCGCGGCUUGUACAACCUGGCGAUGCUGUCUGGGGUGCUCUACGUGUUCACGACGCUCUUCACGAACCUGCUAAUGACGAACGAACCCAUCGACUCGAAGCUUCUGCUGUCGGUGUUUUACUCGACGCAUUUACUCGAGGUAUUGGCUACAUUCGUGUGUCAAGCUCUGUAUGCCUACACGGCCCUGAUCCCAGUGUACAUGGCGGGCACGGACAAGCCGAACCGCCUGCUCAUCAACAUCGUGCACCACACGCUUCAAAGUCUGCUCUUCUUCUUCACAAUCGUCUUCAUCGUCUGGCGCGACUGGAACCUCAUCCACGCCGUGUCAGCGUUCAUUGAAGGUCUCGUACUAUUGAUGAAGAUGCACUCCUACAUCCGCACCAAGCUGGAGAUCUCACGCACUGAGAACAAACCGCCCAUUCCUGACAUCAAGGACUUUACUAUGUAUUUACUGAUCCCGUCGCUGGUGUACGAACCUAACUUCCCACGUACCUGUCGGAUUCGCUGGGCUUACCUUGCUGAGAAGACUUUCUCGGUUAUCAUGGGGAUUUCGAUGCUAUACAUCAUCGUCACGACCCAUGUGAUGCCUCGCCUGGAGGAUUCCGGGACUGUGAACCCUGUGCUAUCGGUCGUGAGUCUUCUGCUCCCUUUCCUGGGAUGCUACUUGCUCACAUGGUUCAUCAUCUUUGAGUGCAUCUGCAAUGGCUUCGCUGAAGUGACUUACUCAGCCGACCGGGACUUUUAUGGUGACUGGUGGAACAGCACAACGUUCGACGAGUUUGCGCGCAAGUGGAACAAACCGGUGCAUGAGUUUCUACUACGACAUGUAUACUUGGAGACGUUGGACUCGUACAAGAUCUCGAAGACUUACGCCACUAUGUUCACCUUCUUCAUGUCUGCUGCACUCCACGAAUGCGUCUUCAUCCUCAUGUUCCGCACAGUCAGAAUGUACUUCUUUACUCUUCAGAUGGUCCAGUUGGUUACCAUCGUGUACGGACGUGGCUUGCGUGGCUCGCGGAUGGGAAAUAUCACCUUCUGGCUCGGUAUGAUCCUCGGACUCCCACUUCAAGCUGUCAUUUACAGUCGCGAAUAUCACGGUGGUGAGCCCAUCUUUAUGGUCAUCAUGAUGCCAGCAAUGAUCUUCGGGUUCGGUGGAGUUCUCGUUGCUUCACUGAUGCAUCUAAGUCGUUUGAGGAAGAAACAAGCCUAA
Phytophthora infestans T30-4 is the source of this 1380-nucleotide messenger RNA. RefSeq names its product sterol O-acyltransferase, putative. The record is from RefSeq and is a predicted model, not a curated record. NCBI's taxonomy places the organism in Eukaryota, Oomycota, Peronosporomycetes, Peronosporales, Peronosporaceae. Gene Ontology annotation, cellular component: endoplasmic reticulum membrane. The coding region runs from base 37 to 1380 and encodes 447 amino acids. The transcript has a single exon.